AUGUCUCGUCCUGAGGAUACCCUUCCUCCCGACCUUCACUACAACGAUACCGAGGCCCGCAAAUACACCUCCUCGUCCCGCAUCCAAAAUAUCCAAGCCUCAAUGACGAACCGCGCCCUCGAACUCCUCGCCCUCGAUGCACCCGCCAUGAUCCUCGACGUGGGCUGCGGCUCCGGCCUCUCGGGCGAGAUCCUGUCCUCCGUCGAUCCCUCCGAAGGCGGUCCGCACAUCUGGGUCGGUAUGGAUAUCUCGGCGUCCAUGCUGGACGUUGCACUGCAGCGGGAUCUGGAGGGCGAUCUCAUGCUGGCGGAUAUUGGGCAGGGCGUGCCAUUUCGCGCGGGGACAUUCGACGCCGCGGUGAGCAUCAGCGCUAUCCAGUGGCUUUGUAACGCGGAGAGCAGUGAGGUUUCGAGCGAGGGGAGACUAUCGCGGUUUUUCAAUGGGCUGUAUGCGUGUUUGAAGCGAGGGGGGAGGGCAGUGUGUCAGUUCUAUCCUAAGAACGAACAGCAGCGCACCAUGAUCAGCGGAGCUGCCAUCAAAGCCGGUUUCGGCGCUGGUAUUCUCGAGGAUGAUCCGGGAACUAAGAAUGCGAAGCUGUAUCUGGUGUUGACGGUUGGAGGGGGCAAUGAAGACGGUGGUAAUGGGGACAUCACGGGGGUAGUGAAGGGGAUGGAAGGCGUAGACGUGUUGGAUGCGAGGAGGAAGCAUAGAGAGAAGGGGAGAAAGGUAGUGAAGGGGAGUAAGCAGUGGAUUUUGAGCAAGAAGGAACAGAUGGAGCGGAAGGGCAAGGUGGUCAAGGCCAACUCGAAGUAUACGGGUCGGAAGAGGAACAUCGCGUUUUAG
Molecule: messenger RNA, 843 nt
Organism: Drepanopeziza brunnea f. sp. 'multigermtubi' MB_m1
Lineage: Eukaryota; Fungi; Ascomycota; Leotiomycetes; Helotiales; Drepanopezizaceae
Biological process (GO): rRNA (guanine-N7)-methylation
Cellular component (GO): nucleolus
Molecular function (GO): rRNA (guanine) methyltransferase activity
Source: RefSeq, a predicted model, not a curated record